Molecule: messenger RNA, 2868 nt
Organism: Penicillium paradoxum
Lineage: Eukaryota; Fungi; Ascomycota; Eurotiomycetes; Eurotiales; Aspergillaceae
Product: coatomer subunit beta
Exons: 5
Coding region: 1-2868 (955 amino acids)
Biological process (GO): intra-Golgi vesicle-mediated transport; endoplasmic reticulum to Golgi vesicle-mediated transport; intracellular protein transport
Cellular component (GO): COPI vesicle coat; cytoplasm
Molecular function (GO): structural molecule activity
Source: RefSeq, a predicted model, not a curated record
AUGGCGUCGUUUCUCGAAAAUACUUACAGUUUGCUCCAUGUGGACAAUACUGCCGACCAGCCGACCGUGCAGGAGCUGAAGCUGCAGCUGGAGAAAGGCAACGAUGAGACCAAGUUGGAAACCAUGCGGACAAUUGUCACCAUUAUGUUGAAUGGAGAUCCCAUGCCGCAAAUCCUAAUGCACAUCAUUCGAUUUGUGAUGCCCUCGAAAAGCAAGGCAUUGAAGAAGUUGCUUUAUUUCUUCUAUGAAAUCUGCCCGAAGCACGAUGCCACCGGCAAGCCUAAGCAGGAGAUGAUCCUGGUCUGCAACGGCAUUCGCAACGAUCUUCAGCACCCCAACGAAUACAUUCGCGGCAAUACUCUACGAUUCCUCUCUAAGCUUCGCGAACCUGAGCUCAUCGAACCCCUCCUUUCCUCCGCACGUUCAUGUCUGGAACACCGCCACGCCUAUGUUCGCAAGAAUGCGGUUUGGGCUGUGUCCUCUAUUUUCCAGCACUCCGAGUCACUCAUUCCCGAUGCGCCGGAGCUGCUUCAGACCUUCCUCGAGUCGGAGACCGAUAGCACCUGCAAGCGCAAUGCCUUUGCAGCACUCAUGUCCAUCAGCCACCAAAAGGCACUCGAGUAUCUGCGCACUACAUUCGACACUAUUCCAAACACAGAUGAGUUGCUCCAGCUAGCAGAAUUGGAGUUCCUCCGGAAGGAUGCAGUACAGAACACUCAGAACAAGUCACGAUACUUGAAACUCAUGCUCGAACUCCUCGAUGCCUCCACAAGCACCGUUGUUUAUGAAGCCGCAACAUCUCUUACCGCUCUCACAAGCAACCCUGUUGCCGUCAAAGCUGCUGCGGGCAAGCUGAUCGAGCUCGCCAUUCGGGAGGCUGAUAACAACGUCAAACUUAUCUGUUUGGAUCGCGUGGAUCAACUUAGAGUCCGCAAUGAGGGUGUAUUGGACGACCUGACCAUGGAGGCCCUUCGCGUUCUCAGCAGCCCUGAUAUCGAUGUCCGGAGAAAGGCCCUCAACCUCGCCAUGGAGAUGGUUUCAAGCAAAAACGUGGAAGAAAUUAUCAUGUUGCUUAAGAAGGAGCUUGCUAAGACCGUCGACGAACAAUAUGAACAGAAUAGCGAGUACCGCCAAAUCUUGGUGCAGUCAAUACACUCUUGCGCCAUCAAGUUCUCUGAGAUUGCUGCCAGCGUGGUUGAUCUCCUGAUGGACUUCAUUGCCGAUUUCAAUAAUAACUCCGCGGUCGAUGUAAUUUCAUUCGUCAAGGAGGUUGUGGAGAAGUUCCCUGACCUUCGUGGGUCGAUUGUCGCCCGCUUGGUUUCAACUUUGAGCGAGGUUCGGGCUGGAAAGGUCUACCGUGGAGUUCUCUGGGUUGUUGGCGAAUACUCCCUCGAGGAGAAGGAUAUUCGGGAUGCUUGGAAGACGAUCAGAGCUAGCCUGGGUGAAAUUCCCAUUCUGGCAUCCGAACAGCGACUCUUGGACGAGGUUCCAGACGAUAACACCCUCCUAUUGGAGCAUGCCAACGGCCACUCCAAGGCUGCGCCCACUGGAUCCCGAAAGGUCCUUGCGGACGGUACCUACGCCACCGAAAGUGCCCUCACCAGUCAGUCUGCGGCAGCUGCUCGUCUCGAGGCCGUCAAGGCCGCGCAGAAACCCCCCCUGCGCCAGCUUAUUUUGGACGGCGAUUACUAUCUAGCAACAGUCCUCUCCUCGACCUUGACCAAGUUGGUCAUGCGCCAUUCGGAGGUUUCCCAGGAUACAGCCCGCACCAACGCUCUCCGCGCCGAGGCUAUGCUCAUCAUGAUUUCAAUCAUGCGUGUUGGCCAAUCCCACUUCGUUAAGGCUCCUAUUGAUGAAGACUCCGUGGAUCGUAUCUUGACCUGUGUGCGCUCCCUGGCCGAAUUCUCUGAAAAGAAAGAGCUUGAGGCCACUUUCUUGCAGGACACCCGCAAGGCAUUCCGUGCUAUGGUCCAGGUUGAGGAUAAGAAGAGGGCUGCCAAGGAGGCAGUGGAAAAGGCCAAGAGUGCUGUGCAGAUCGAUGACGCCAUUCCCAUCCGUCAAUUCGCCAAGAAGAAUGCUGUUGAGGGCGGCGAAGAGAUCGAAAUGGAUCUUGUCAAGGCUACUGGUGGCGAUUCGGCCGUGGAGGAAGUGUCCUCGAAGCUCAGCCGAGUUGUGCAACUGACUGGUUUCUCCGACUCGGUUUAUGCCGAAGCUUAUGUCACCGUCCACCAGUUCGAUAUUGUCCUUGACGUUCUCCUGGUUAACCAAACCACGGAGACCCUGCAAAAUCUGUCUGUCGAGUUCGCCACUCUCGGCGACCUCAAGGUCGUUGAGCGGCCCUCUACCAACAACCUGGGCCCGCGUGACUUCCUGAAUGUCCAGGCUACAAUCAAGGUUUCAUCAACCGACACCGGUGUCAUCUUUGGUAACAUUGUUUAUGAAGGCUCUAGCUCUACUGAAACCCACGUGGUCAUCCUUAACGACAUCCAUGCCGACAUCAUGGACUACAUCCAGCCUGCUCACUGCACUGAGACUCAGUUCCGUACCAUGUGGACUGAGUUCGAGUGGGAGAACAAGGUCAACAUCAACUCUAAGGCCAAGACUCUGCGUGAAUUCCUUAAGCAGCUCAUGGACAGCACUAAUAUGGCCUGUUUGACUCCUGAGGCUUCUCUCAAGGGUGACUGCAGCUUCUUGAGCGCAAACCUAUAUGCCCGCAGUGUAUUCGGCGAGGAUGCGCUGGCAAACUUGAGUAUCGAGAAGGAGGGAGACGACGGGCCUAUCACAGGAUUUGUGCGCAUAAGAAGUCGUUCACAGGGUCUGGCACUGAGCUUAGGCUCUCUGAAGGGGCUCAAGGCAGCGGCUGCAUAA